This is a messenger RNA of Sphaerodactylus townsendi, 1980 nucleotides long. RefSeq names its product cryptic protein-like. The record is from RefSeq and is a predicted model, not a curated record. Bases 206 to 814 code for a protein of 202 amino acids. Lineage: Eukaryota; Metazoa; Chordata; Lepidosauria; Squamata; Sphaerodactylidae. The transcript is spliced from 6 exons.
ACUGUCAGUACUUCAGAGAGGAGCCUACUAGAAGUUGUAUAUUUCACCUGUGAGGCACUAGGCUAGAGAAGAAAGUUUUCCCUUCUUUUCUUUACUGCUCUGAUAUUUCUUUCAUGUUGCUUUGGCUCCUGUGAAUGGAAUGAAGGUAACUGCAUAGAUCAGCCCAGGAUUCUGUUUCACUUUUGAAAUUCUUUGCUACAGGAAAAUGUCUUGGAGGGCAUGUACUAGAUUUGCUUUAGUAUGGAUUUUGGCCUUGCAGAGUAUUCACUUUGGAAAAGGCUAUAAAGAAAAAGAACAUCAUCAUGAUAGUGGAGAAAGUGCUGAUGCUGUAGCCCAGAAGCAUCACACAUAUGAUCAAGCCACAACAUUAAAUAUCUUCAAUAAUAUGAAUCAGAACUAUGAGAGCAAAAAGCAAAAGAACUCUAAGCCAAUGGUUCCUUUUACGGGACUUACAGAAAGUAAAACCCUUAACCGGCAUUGCUGUCAAAAUGGAGGGACUUGUAUCCUGGGCAGCUUUUGUGCAUGCCCCAAACACUUCAUUGGCAGAUACUGUGAGUGGGAUGAACGGAAGAGCAACUGUGGCCCAUUUGGACAUGGUGAGUGGAUACAAAAAGGUUGCCGGCUGUGUCGAUGUGGUUAUGGUGUUCUGCAUUGUCUAGCUGAACAAACACACAACUGUGCUGUAAGAGAGGAAGAGGAAUUUAUUCAUUUGCGUUCAAAUUGCCUAGGAUUACAGCAAACAAUGUGUUUUUUUCUGAUCCUAGUGGGCUGCUUCUUUGCAUUUUUUUGCACCAAGCUCUUCCAUCAACUAUGAAAGAUUCUGUUGGCUAAGACUGGGGCUCUUACAGUGAUUUGCCUUAUGAUGAAACUUGAUUUUUUGAAAAGCAAGAAGACUGGAGAUGGUUAAAAAUCAACCUCUGCAUAGUUACCUGUUUAACAGGGUAUUUUUUAGAGUUCUAAAAUUGCAGUGUGUUAUCUUUGAAAGCUUCUAAUUUUAAUCUUGCAGCCAAUUCAGCACUGUCUCACUUCUGAGGUAUUCAUAUAUUCCAUUUAAAUACAAGACUGAAAGAAGAAGAAAAAGCUGUGGAUUGUAGCUGAAAAUGAAGUUUUGCUUCCUCAGCUUCCUGUCAAGCUGAUAGAAGAGUUGCAACUGCACUUUGAAAGGGAGUGUGGAAGCUGUUACAUUUUGAAAGGGUGUCCUGGUUCAGUAGGACAGCAGUCAUAGUUAUUCUGGACCUUAGAAUCACUCAGUGACUCUUUAAUACCAGUUCUUCCAGAAUACUCAGAAAUACUUACUAUUUACUUCUUUCUCACUGAGGGUAAAUAUAAGACGAUGGAAUUGUCAGUGGUAAAGUUAUGCUUUGCAAAAAAACAAGCUUUAACGAGUUAAAAGCUGUUUUAAAGAGUAGUUCUAGGAUUUAAGUAUUGAUAAAGUGUUAGUGUGACUGGAAUCAGAAUUAACUUCUUUUUAAUGAAUAGUGCUGUGUUGCAUAAAUGUUACUUAUUUCUGUUUGAAUAUGAUUUAAGCAGUUCUUUGUUAUUUUUUAACUAUUCUCUUCCAAUGGAAGAAAAAUAUUUUAUGCUCUAUGGCUUAAAUAUUGAAAGCAGUAAAUACCAGUAUACAUUCUGAAAUGAUAAUUUUAUAAAGAAAAUAUUAUAUAUUUAUAAGUAGUGCUUUUCAUUUAUUAAAUUAUUAACAUUUCUCAAGCUAACUGGAAGGAAAGUUUGUUAAUUUAGAUAUUAUCAUGUUAAUUAGGACAUUGUGCAUACAGUCAAUAGUUAUAUGACAAAGUACCACUGUGACCAGUGGACCCUGGCAAGUAGACCAGUGGACCCUGGCAAGCUAAGGUUGUCAUACAUUCAUUCAGUUUAUAUACCAAAUACUAGGCAUGGAUUUUAAAAAACCAUACAUUCUGGACCUGCUCUCGAGCUUCAAUUUCAAUGCUGCCCUGCUUUGAAACAUAGAUUCUUCUGUCUGAU